Penicillium angulare is the source of this 1632-nucleotide messenger RNA. RefSeq lists its product as uncharacterized. Lineage: Eukaryota; Fungi; Ascomycota; Eurotiomycetes; Eurotiales; Aspergillaceae. The coding region runs from base 1 to 1632 and encodes 543 amino acids. The record is from RefSeq and is a predicted model, not a curated record. Gene Ontology annotation, molecular function: D-alanine-D-alanine ligase activity; ATP binding; metal ion binding. The transcript has a single exon. Gene Ontology annotation, biological process: peptidoglycan biosynthetic process.
AUGAGAAUCUGUGUCUUCCAGUCUUGCUUUGAGGAGCUCCAAGCUUCUGUUGGCGAAGCGCAGGAAUUAUGCAUGAACCCAGGCGUGUUUACAACGCAGCAUGCAGUCACCCACAAGACUGUCCAUAAAAAUACGGCCAAGGAACAAAUAGAUGAAGCUGUUAAGGAGGGAUACGACUUCUAUCUGAACUUUAUGUGGGGGACACAUGAUGAUUCGUUAGCAGGUGUAGAUGCUAUUCGAUAUCUCGAGUCUCUCAACCUCCCAUUUGCCGGUGUCCAAAGCUCGGAAAGAGCCCAAUCAAAAUGGGACUUCUUUGCCCAGGCCAAGGCUGCAGGGAGUCCACUUAUACCAGGUACUGAGAUUUUUCCACUGUUUGUGAAGCCCGCGUCAAGUUAUGGAAGCAUGUUCAUAGAUGAACACUCUUUGUGUCGGAAUAAACAGGGGCUUGAGCAGUGUAUCCUAAGGCUUAACAAACUUAUGCGUCCGGUUCGGCUCCAACGAGCCCAGGCAUUGGGUCAUACAGACCCGGAGCAGUACGCGGAUUCCCGGGAAGAAGAAGGCCAAGACAGCACAGAUAUUGUCGUCCAGGAGUUCAUUGCUGGAGAGGAAUACUCCGUUGUCGUGAUUGCGAUGGGCGAGACCCCAUUUCCACUUAUCCCACAGCGCGCCAAGUAUAAACAAGUUGGAGACUCUGCGCGUAUUCUCACAUUAGAGUUGAAGUUUGACGCCGAAUCAGGGUAUGAGUUGUUACAUGAAGAUGAGGAUCCGGCUCUAUGGAAACACUUGCAGGACACGGCAAUUGAAGCUUUUACAACUAAGAAAAUGUACACAAAUUACAUGGGCUGCGAUGUCGACAUGCGGAUUGGGCAAGAUGGAAGAGCCUAUGUAAUUGAAGUCGAUCCUCUUCCUGUGUUUUUCUACCCCACGGGAUCCCAGCUCGAAGAUACAGAUGUCAAACAUGGAUUUCCUGGGUCAUACCGAGCUGUUGUCAACACUUACAUCACAAAUUACUUCCUUGAGAAUUCAGCCCUUGGAGAGGCACGUUCAGGUGAGUUAGCGGCAUUAUUUGAUCAAAUGCCACUGAAAGCCAGGCUUGUCCAGGAAAUUAUGGACAUCUCUACGAUCGCACCAUACAACGGCACGGCGAUUGAUCUUGGAUGCGGAACCGGAAGUGGUGGAUUAUCGCUUAAGUCCAAUCCGAGGAAUCAAAUUACGCAUCUUGUUGGUGUUGAUAUUUCAAAAACAUCGCUGGAUGCCCAUACCUCCGAGACGGGGUAUAAUCAGUUGGUUCAAAACAGGAUGGAGCGAUUCUUGGCCAAGCAGACAGUCAUGGUGGAUCAUAUUUUCUGUGUUUCAGCAUUGGAAUUCCUAUCAGUGGAGGAGCUGGACUUUGUCCUCGCUCGCUGCUUCCAGCUGGCCAGAUGUUCUGUGACCCUGAUACUCAAGAGCUCUGGGUCGUUGGAGCGCUUCCAAUCUUAUAUCAUCGAUCACUCUCAGAACAUCAGAACCUUUCAGGUCCAGCAAGGAUGGUCAUUAGAGACUCCAAGGAUGUCCGGUCUUUGCUCUGAAGAUCACCAUACGUGUUUCUUUUUCCGGCGAGACAUGAAAAUAUUUGGGGACUCAUCUUCAUAG